Messenger RNA from Engraulis encrasicolus (European anchovy), 6535 nucleotides. Its product is annotated as protein Shroom2-like. Gene Ontology annotation, molecular function: actin filament binding. NCBI's taxonomy places the organism in Eukaryota, Metazoa, Chordata, Actinopteri, Clupeiformes, Engraulidae. Gene Ontology annotation, cellular component: adherens junction; apical junction complex; cortical actin cytoskeleton. The coding region runs from base 72 to 5705 and encodes 1877 amino acids. Gene Ontology annotation, biological process: actin filament organization. The transcript is spliced from 13 exons. The record is from RefSeq and is a predicted model, not a curated record.
UCUCUGCAUAUAGCUGAAAUUCUCAGACCACCAAGCCAAAGUUGUUUCGGCCUCAUCGUCUGUGGACGUGUAUGGCGCAGGUAGGCUACGUCCAUCCUUGCGUUUACCGUUAUCAACUUGACGUCAGUGGAGAAGUUUACGCCCGAACUAAAGUGACUUCUUCCAGCACCAUGGAUGUCGUCGUGUGUACGAGGUCGGACUUUAGAUGUCUUUCCACCGGUCAAACGGUCCCUGAUGGAGAUGCUGAGGUGCAGACAGCCGGGACAGGUGAUGCAGGGUGCAGACUGGUGGAGACGGUGUUACACGGCGGAGCACCCUGGGGAUUUACUUUGAGAGGAGGUCGAGAGCACAGGGAACCGCUCGUCAUUACCAAGGUAGAGGAGGGCAGCAAGGCGUGUUUGGCAGGUGUGGAGGUUGGGGACGAGAUGACAGCCAUCAAUGGAGUUCCCCUCACCGGCUACAGACAGGAGGCCAUAUGCCUGGUCAAGGGGACACACAGGACUGUCACACUCACACUCAGGAGAAGGAAUGAUUCUGCGAGUAGACCACACUCCUGGCACGCAUCCAAACUGGUGGAGAGCCAGCCUGAGACCGAGAAGAUCCCACAGAACCCAGAACCGGAGCCAGUAUGGCAGGCAAAGCACAACAUAAGCUCUUCCUCAAAUGAUGUGUCUAAAUGGGACCCAGCAAAGCAGCAUCCAGUUCCCAGCCAGAUCACCCCGCCGCAGGACAUGGAAGCUGUGGACGUCCCUUCUCAGACCUCCUCUUCCUGCACCUCCACCUCUUCCGCCUCGGCAUCACAAUCCCUAUCCAAGCACCUUAGCGCCAUCAACCUCUCCUGCACGGGCCCCAACCGCAAGCGAGACCCUCCACAGCCACACGCCCCAAACUCCCUGUCUGUGAGUCCCAGUAACCUGGACCACAACCUGUCCAAGAACCAGGCGGCGUCCAUGGAGUGCAUGUUCUACCGUGGGACCCAGGCGGUGGGGGAGGCCGUGGGGCACCCGGAGCGCCCCCGCUACCUGCACCUCCCCAUGGGGAACGGUGGCCGGGUGAGCCCCCGUCUGGAGGACCAGGUGGGCACCAGAUACUCCUCCUCGUCCUCCUCCUGCCCUGCAGCUGGAGGAGGAGGGGUCAGCGGAGGAGUAGUAGGAGGAGUAGUAGUAGGGGGAGGGAGGAUGAACAUCAGCCCUGUGUGGCACGUUCCGGAAAACAAGAAGGGGUCUUCGUCUCCCCCACCUCCUCCGCCGCCCACCCGCAGCGAUAGUUACGCGGCAACAAAAGUCCAUGAGAAAGCGGCGCCCGUCCCCCACCCACAGGGCGGUUCUGCCACCUACCCACAGCAGAAGGCCCUGUCCAGGUCCACGGAGAGACUGUUCAGACCCCCAGAGAACUUGCAGGUUCCAAUGAAGGGUGGAGUGAGACACUCAACACAUGGAUUCCCCACAGCGCCACCAGGGGCUCAAGGGGACAUCCACAACCUCCUUCAUCUCCACCCUGCAGCGGACCACAAUGCCAACCUUCUGCCCCCUAAUAACCCCAGUAAACUCAGCUCCUUGUCCAGCACUGACAUACGGGGUCCAGGUGGUCUGGCCGUGCCUGGAGCCUCAGGACCUGACCAUAAGCGCCAACAUAGCGACGAGAGCCACUUCAAUCUGCACCCCAAAAGUGCAUUAGCGGGGGCCCAGAAGAUGCAGAGCGUCGGGGGCUACUACCGCAGUCUGCAGGACCUGCCCGCUAACCUGUGUGGUGGUGGCGGUGGCCGAGGCACCAAGGGCAGAACCUCGGCCUCCUCGCUGUCCAGCACCGCUCUGGACCAGAGACCGGAUCAUCAUCAUCAGAAGUCGGACCAGAACCAGGGAGGAGGAGCAGGGGGAGGAGGAAGUUCGAGGUACUACUACGCACCCUAUCACCAGCAGCAACAGAUAUACUCCAUGUCUGCCCCUCAAGGUUCAAAGUACCUAGCGGAGUCUUGGAGAAGUGACUCGGACAGCCCACAAACGGGUAGCGGGAGUGAGAAGAGUGGUGGUGGCAGUGGGUCUCAGCGAGCAGUCAAGAACAAGUACUCUACUGGCCAUCACGGACAUGGACAGGGACAGGCUUACAACGGGUACAGCAAACCCAUGAGCCCUCCUCAGGAAUCAGAAGCAGGGGCAUCCAAUGUUUGGAUGGCUCGUUCGAUCUCUGACGAGAGGAAGGCUGGAGGUGUUGGCAUUGGCGGUCACUGUCAAUCACAUAGCGAGCCUGGAAGAGCCGCUUCUGGUGCCUCUCAGUUGCACCACGAGCCUCUGUCGGACCCACUGUGGGUGACACAGCAAGAGGGCCGCAAGAUCUGCCCCCAGCAGACCCCACUCCUCCACAGCCUUGCCCAGGAGAGCAAGCUGCUGACUGGGAAGCGUUCACCGCCCUCAGCCUCUUGCACUUCCACCACCACCAGUACCUCUACCGGUGCCACCAUGGAUGCCACAACCACCGCAAACAGUGUGAACUCCACCACCACAGCUGGUGGCUCCAUACCCAAUCAGGGUUCUCCAGAUCCGGGCGGCAACAAGCAAGGCCGCCGUAGCGACCGAUAUGCCACCACCUUACGCAACGAGAUCAUUAUCAAGCGCGCUCAGCUGCAGAAGAGCCGGAGCGCGGCGGCGCUGUCCUGCCCCGGUGAGGCGGACGAGGAGCAGGAACAGGAGGCUGGGGGUGUGUGGAAGUCGGCUGAGACCUCCACCUCCUCCUCGGAUGGAUCCUUCUCCAACACCUACAAGGACCACCUGAAGGAGGCACAGGCCCGGGUGCUGCAGGCCACCUCCUUCAAGCGGAAGGACCUGGAACUUCACGGAGGAAAUGAGGUUGCCGGGGUCGGGCACGGGAACUUGAGCGUUGCGGAGAUCCUGACGGGCAAGGCGCCAGGGAAUCACGUGUCGCGCAUCGGCGGACGGAAGCGCUUCCCGGCAGGCAAGCGAGUGCACUCGUUCUCCGAGCCGGACAAGAUCAACGAGGUGGGCGUGGAGGGCAAGGGCCUCCUCAAGCUCGAGCCCCUUGGGUCGUUCGUUGACCGCAGGAUGUUUUUCGAGGGUGUUACUCAACCGCUUUUUACCAGACCAUCUGGCCAGAAACCAGGACCACUGAGCUCUCCAGAGGAACAUGCCAAUGGUGCGGGUAAGGCCAAGGGGAUGGGCACACCAGCCGAUUGCCACCAUCAUGGAGGCCACACUAGGGACAACCACCACAAACAUCAGUCAGGGAAAGAUCAUGGUUGGCCCAAGCCAGACCUGUUGGAGCAGCAGAGGCAGCGGCUGGGCACGUUUGCGGAAUAUGAGGCCACCUGGAACCUGCAGAGAAAGCAGGUCGAGGGCGCAAAGAGUUCCGGAAGGUACCGCUCGGCCGAGAACAUUCUGGAACCGUCGGCAGAGGAGUGGAACCAGGCGGCAUGCGUCCACGAGAGGUCCAGGUCGUCUCCCUCGGCAGACUUCUAUGAACAGAAACUCCCUCUACCAGGCAGGAAGACCCAUGUGGAUCAGACAGUGGAGGCUCACACCAUGGGUGUGCAACCAGAGAAAGGCCAAGUCGAGGGUCCCUCCAACGCCCACGAGCCACCAUCAUCCAGGAUCUCCCCUACCAAACAAGACACACCGACCGCCCACCCCCACAUCACCACCACCAACCCCACCCACCACCACCCAGCAACCAGCACCCCAGAGCCCCCGCCUUACAACGAGCACCUGAGGCACGUGGGUGUCACUGCUGCCCUCAACCCACACAACCACCACAACCACCACAAGAAGAAGGGGGUCGCAACCUUACCCCAAAGGCACUCCCCACCUCGGGUAGAUCCCCCAGGCCCUGCGACUGACCAAGCCACCAGCCUGACCCCCCAAAGGGACCACACUGACCCCCAUACAGGCCACACAUCCCGAGUCAAGUCUCCAGGCUUCGAGCUGGGAUCGGCGCCCAAUAAUGCUGUGACAGGGCCGAUGCCCACGGUUCCCAACAUCGGACCGGGCUCGGAGGGGCACCCACAGGUUUCUCCAUGCCCAGAUCGAGAGCUGCUGCUGGGGAUGAGUAGAGGCAGCAGAGGGUGUCUGGAUGAGGAGUGGAGAGCCUUGCACCAGACUGCUGUGGCAGCCCUAGAGCCUUCAUCCCUGGCCUCUACUCAUCAUCCUCAUCAUCAGCAGCCCCAUUCUCAUCAUCAUCCUCUUCCUCCAUCAUCAUCGUCCUCUUGUCCCUCUGGUCAUAAGAGUGGUGGUGUUAAUACUGCUGCUUCUCUGACAGUGAGCCAGAAUGUGAAUCGCUCACCCUCCCCUCAGUUUGCACCACUGAGGCUGACGGACAAGCCCCCCACCCACGCACAGGACAAUGUGCCCAGCAGUAAUAUGAGCAAUGGAGUCUGGGAGCCCAGUCACACACCCACCACCAACUCCACCAACAGCAAGAAGGUCCCGGUCAGGAUCCUCCACGCCGAGACCAGUCUGGAGAGGAAGGGCCGCAACUACCUGCUGGACAACGGAGGGGGCCCCCACCCCCAGAGCGGAGCCCCACAGACACAAAGCACCUUCCCCACCUCUCAGGAGCACGCCUACUCCCUCUUCUGCGCCUACUCACAGCUGCAGCACCAGCGCGAGGUACAUCACGACAAGGAGUCACCCAGGGUCAGCAGUUCACCUCCAGGGGCUCCUAGCCACCAAGAAGCCCCAACAGGACUCACCCAAAAUGGGCAGGCGAUGAGCCCUAGCCUGGGCUCCACCACCACACACUCUGGGGACCUGUGCCUGGACGAGGAGGCCAAGAGGGAGGAGCUGGCCCGGGACAUCAUGGGCAAGGACAAGUCCCUGGCGGACAUCCUGGACCAGAGCCGCAUGAGGACCACCAUGGACCUGAUGGGGGGUAUCUUCGCCCCCGCAGGGGAGCAGGUGCCCCGGGGGGAGGGGGGCAGCGCGCAGCUGAGACGGAGGUCCACACCCAGGCAGACGUCCCCACGCAACUCGGACGAGAGCAGGAGGGUGGAGGAUGACUUGGCCACGGCCGUGUCGGUGGUGAGCAGCUCAUCGUACUACAGCACGUCGGCCCCCAAAGCUGAACUGCUGAUCAAGAUGAAGGACAUGCAACAGGACAUGGACACACAGGAUUCAGAAGACGAACUAGACCAGGACCUCUCCAGCAAGAAGCAAGAGUUGAUCAGCAGUCUGAGCCAGAAGCUGCAGGUUCUUCAGGAGGCCCGGGAGAGUCUUCAGGAGGACGUCCAGGACAACAACGCGCUGGGCCAGGAGGUGGAGGCUACCGUGCAGGCCGUCUGCAAGCCCAACCAGCUGGACAAGUUCCGCAUGUUCAUCGGGGAUCUGGACAAGGUGGUCAGCCUGCUACUGUCGCUGUCCGGCAGGCUGGCACGCGUGGAGAACGCUCUCAAUAACCUGGAGGAAGGAGCACUGCCAGAGGAGAAGCACUCCCUGACGGAGAAACGGCGGCUACUGAUUCGCCAGCACGAGGACGCCAAGGAGCUGAAGGAGAAUCUGGACCGGCGGGAGCGAUUGGUCUACGACAUCCUAGCCAGCUACCUCAGCCCCGAGAGCCUGGCCGACUACCAGCACUUUGUCAAGAUGAAGUCAGCCCUCAUCAUAGAGCAGCGCAAACUGGAGGACAAGAUCAAACUGGGAGAGGAACAACUCAAGUGUCUGAAGGACAGCCUGCCCCUGGAGCAGAGACUGAUGAUGUGAUGGGGGGAGAGAAGGAGGAAGCAGGGCAAAGAGGGAGAGAAAGAGAGAAGGAGGCAGCGAGGGAAGGAGGGAGAAAGGGAGAGAGAGAUCCUGGGAGGCUGCCAGCACUUUGUCAAGAUGAAGUCGGCACUCAUCAUUGCACAGCGCAAACUGGAAGACGUCAUCAAACCAAGUGUCUAAGAGACAGCCUUUACCCUGCACGAGAGGUUGAUACUGUGUGGGACGGAAAAGAGAGAUGGAAAGGAAAAUAGAGAUGUAGGGAGGGAUAGAGAGCCAUGGAGGGAUGGAAAGAGAGAAAGAAUGAGGAAAGAAGGAUAGAAAGACAUUGUUGAGACAUAUAGGGACAGGAGGAAGAUGAACAACGGAACGACACCGACUGAAAGAGAGGGGGAUCAUGGAAAUAAAGAGAGUGAAAAGAGAUAGGGAAAAAAAGUGUUGCUGAUUUGUGACAAUACCUAAUUGGAUAUACCUGUACGUAUGUGACUGGGAACUUACAACAAAAGAGGACGUUUUGACAGAACAAAAGGAGACCUUCACAGACGUGGAAGUCAUGAAUCACAAAAACAGAAUGUGACUCUCAAUUUGUUUGCUUUUAUUAUAAAAACUGUUGCACAUGCAAACGUUGCUUUUCUCAAAGGGAGAUGGUUUGUGGGGGGGGGGGGUACUUAGAGAAGGGAUGGGUGUAGUCUGUGAGAUCCUAGUCAAGUUUCUAAGCAAUAAAAUAUAAAACAAGCAACAAGCUUUUAAUGUAGGAUACACGACUGGAUUGAAGAUGUGUUUAUUACAUUUUGACUGUCCUUAAGAUGUAUGUUUGUCUCAUUCUUCUGAAA